This is a messenger RNA of Salmo salar (Atlantic salmon), 1413 nucleotides long. Its product is annotated as proteasome subunit alpha type-6. Gene Ontology annotation, biological process: ubiquitin-dependent protein catabolic process. The record is from RefSeq and is a predicted model, not a curated record. NCBI's taxonomy places the organism in Eukaryota, Metazoa, Chordata, Actinopteri, Salmoniformes, Salmonidae. Gene Ontology annotation, cellular component: proteasome core complex; proteasome core complex, alpha-subunit complex.
AAGCCGGCCUUUGACAUGGUCAUAGAUGGUUUCAGCGUUGCCAACAUGGGCAUCAAAGGGAACCAGUCGCAGAUGCUCCUGGUGGUGGUGUCAGAGCUGGAGCGACAGGGCCUGGUCAUUCUGGUCCUGUGGAGGAAGCACAUGCAGCGGCCCUCACUCAGCUGGGACAGACAUGACAUGAGCCUGGUCCAGCAGAAGGCCCACUGCUUUUUCACUGACAUUUCUGAGGAUGACCCUUUCCUUCUGUAUGUCACACUGCACUCUGGGAACCACUGUAACUUUGAGCCGGGACCUGAUGCGGGACCACAAGGCCUGCCUGCCCGAUGGUGCUACUCGACGCCUCUUCUUCAAGUGGCAGAGAGGGCACUAGCUGGUGCUGAGCAGUUACACUCCAGGAAAGAGGGUACAAUUCCAGGAAUCUACUGUUCCCGAGAACUACUUCCGGGGGUCAUUGCCGUGCAUCGUUUUUUCCCUGAGCGGUUCUAUUUUCAGUUUCAACUUUUAUACAUAUUUACCAACAAAAUGUCCCGAGGGUCGAGUGCAGGAUUUGACCGACAUAUUACCAUCUUCUCUCCAGAGGGCAGACUCUACCAAGUCGAAUAUGCAUUCAAGGCUAUCAAUCAAGGUGGCCUUACCUCAUUAGCUAUCCGAGGACAAGACUGUGCAGUUGUCGUCACACAGAAGAAAGUUCCAGACAAGCUUCUUGAUGCCUCCACAGUCACACACCUAUUCAAAAUCACAGAAAACAUUGGCUGUGUCAUGUCCGGAAUGACAGCUGACAGCAAGUCUCAAGUCCAGAGAGCUCGCUACGAAGCAGCCAACUGGAAGUACAAGUACGGCUAUGAGAUCCCAGUGGACAUGCUGUGUAAGAGGAUGGCUGACAUCUCUCAGGUGUACACACAGAACGCUGAGAUGAGACCUCUGGGUUGCUGCAUGAUAGUGAUUGGUGUGGAUGAGGAGUGUGGUCCCCAGGUGUAUAAGUGUGACCCUGCAGGAUACUACUGUGGCUUCAAGGCCACCGCUGCUGGGGUCAAACAGACAGAGGCCACCACCUUCCUGGAGAAAAAGGUCAAGAAAAAACUGGACUGGACCUUUGCGCAAACAAUCGAGACUGCGAUAACUUGUUUGUCUACGGUACUGUCCAUUGACUUCAAGCCCUCCGAGCUAGAGAUCGGUGUCAUUACAACGGAAGACCCUAAAUUCAGGAUCCUGACAGAGACCGAGAUCGAUGUCCACCUUGUGUCCCUGUCAGAGCGAGAUUGAGUGUUUCCAUGUGUUCCAGUCUAGAGGGGAGACUACCCUAGAUAUAUGACAGAGAACACUACCGCUGAUCUUCAGAACGAAAGCCCCGACUUCUUUUUUGCUGUACAUUUACGCUGUUCAAUUAAAGAGAAUGUUUUCGAGAAACUCAAA